This is a messenger RNA of Zingiber officinale, 2361 nucleotides long. RefSeq lists its product as uncharacterized. Lineage: Eukaryota; Viridiplantae; Streptophyta; Magnoliopsida; Zingiberales; Zingiberaceae. The record is from RefSeq and is a predicted model, not a curated record. The transcript has 8 exons. Gene Ontology annotation, molecular function: zinc ion binding. Bases 305 to 1816 code for a protein of 503 amino acids.
AACCAAAAGACGACGACUCGCGUCCAUCGUCGCGUGAGGGCGGACUGGGGACUGAAAUGGUAGUGCGUGCUAAACGAGGGCAUCGGAUUCUACUUUCGGGGGAAUAAUAAAAGUUGAAAGAAUUUCACUUCGUGUGUUGUGUUCCACUGUACUGUAGCCGGUCCUCCAAGUCCGAAGUUCCCCUAUACUUUGAUUCGCCGGCGACGCUCCUCUGCCGGGAGUCAGGAAGCCUCCCAAUCUGGGGCUCUUCCUUGGACGACUCACUCGGUGUGGUGUCGGGGCUUGAUUUUGGUUUCCGUUGCUUAUGGAGGAUUCGGCAGGCACGUCGGAUCCGGCUGCCACUGCAUCGCCGCCCAGGGAUUCCGACCGGGAGGUAAUUGCUACCUCGCCUGACGGGGAUGCAAACACCAGAGGUGAGAUUGUAGCUGCUCUUAAUUCACGGCGACCAAACCUAGCAUCCUUGCAAAUUCCUGUAAGAGCAUUGGGAAAUUCACUUGCUUCUGCAAGGGCAUAUGCUUUUCCCAGUCCUGGUUCAGCAAGAGCAGGCUUGCCACCCAGGCCGAAUUCAACAAGGACAAAAUCUUCUAUUAGAAGUCUUGUUCAACAAAGGAGUCUAAGGACAAAAGGUUCGAGUUCAGAUGGUGACAGAGCAGUUCUCCUAAUUCCUGGAACAUCUUCUUCAGAAGGACAAGAAAACAAGCCUUCAACAUCAAGGCAAUUUUCUCUUACCAAGGUCUUUUCCUCAGUUUCAACCAAAAAAACAUACUCUUUACCUGUGACACCAGUAACCAGCCAAGAUCCGUCUUCUGAACAGGAAAGGCAUGUAGUCGAUGUCUCUUUCCUCGAUAAAAAGGAGGUGCAGACUCAGAUUAGACGAUCAAUUUCCGCACCUGGAAAUGCCAAAAAUGCAGGUUUGCAGAGAAUGGAUUCAAUUGGUUUUGUGCGAGUUAUUUCAACAACUCCUCGUCCUGUUGCUACUGAUAUUACCAUGGAAAGUGAUGCUAAUGAGACAGUCAAUGUGACUGAGAAUGAAGUUGAAGAUAUUCCAGAAGAAGAGGCUGUAUGCAGAAUAUGUUUAGUAGAACUUGCUGAAGGGGGAGAAACUCUUAAAAUGGAGUGUAGUUGCAAAGGGGAACUUGCACUAGCACACCAAGAAUGUGCAGUAAAAUGGUUUAGUAUUAAGGGAAAUAAGACAUGUGAUGUAUGCAAACAGGAAGUAACAAACCUACCAGUGACAUUGCUGAGAUUACAGAAUCAACGAAUGGUUAAUAGGCACACUUCAAAUGCAACUCAGCGGCAAGAAGUUGCUACGUACAGGGUAUGGCAGGAUGUUCCUGUUCUAGUCAUGGUCAGCAUGCUUGCUUAUUUCUGCUUUCUGGAGCAACUUUUAGUUACUGAAUUGGGUCCCCGAGCUCUUGCCAUAUCAUUACCCUUUUCCUGUGUUCUGGGCCUCCUCUCUUCCAUGAUAGCUUCAACAAUGGUAAGCAGGAGCUAUGUUUGGGCCUAUGCAUCCUUCCAGUUUGCAAUUGUGAUCCUCUUUGCGCAUAUUUUCUAUAAUGCGCUAUCAAUAAGCGCUGUUCUUUCCAUCUUACUUUCCUCAUUCACUGGCUUUGGCAUUGCAAUCAGUACAAACUCUUUGCUUGUUGAGUAUCUAAGGUGGAGAAUUAGGAGAAAUUCACGCUCAACACAAUGGCAAGAUGAGAUUAGGCAGCAGAAUGGAUCUACAGACCUUCCUGAAGCUGAAGAUGGAAACAACAUAAGGCGGCAAGAUUUGGAGAAUCAAAUCCAAAGUCCUAAUCCUUUGCCACAUGGGUGAAAUGAUUUAUAUUGCUUUUGAGGUACCUUGCUGAUGGCUUGAUGCAACAACUACAAAUUAUAUUCAUAAAUGUUUUUUUGAUCAUGUGCCCAAUUGAUUCAAGGCUUGAAGCUCAGGUUCUUGAAUCAUAUUAAAGUGAUUUUCAGAAAAUUUUCAUUGGAAUUUCUGCUAUUCGUCCAACAUAUAUAUCCCAAUAUUCUAAGUAAAACCAGCCUAACUAGCUUGAUAGAGGCCAGAGACUGUACAUUCCCCAUCCCAGUUCAUUGGUCAAAAGCUCCAGUAAUUUCUGUAUCGAUUGCAAGUAAUAGCACACUCCUAAAGAGGGCUAUGUUGAAGGACUUUAGUGUCUUCCAAAUAAAUUCUCUUAAAUUGAUUUCAAUGAGGUGAUCAGAGAUGAAUUGGGAGCCAUGAGAAUGUUGUUUGUGAAUGCUUGUAUGUAAUGGAGCUAAAUGAACUUUAACAAUUUGUAGUGAUUCUUAGUAGUGAAAAACUGCAUAUUGUAAAACUCCGGCAAUUUCUAUGUAUUUCUUUUCCUUUUAUAUCAA